This is a messenger RNA of Drosophila albomicans, 8223 nucleotides long. It is a transcript of the gene Ncoa6, whose product is annotated as serine-rich adhesin for platelets. The coding region runs from base 17 to 7096 and encodes 2359 amino acids. The record is from RefSeq and is a predicted model, not a curated record. Gene Ontology annotation, cellular component: transcription regulator complex; histone methyltransferase complex; nucleus. The transcript is spliced from 5 exons. Gene Ontology annotation, biological process: positive regulation of transcription by RNA polymerase II. Lineage: Eukaryota; Metazoa; Arthropoda; Insecta; Diptera; Drosophilidae.
UGACUCACUUAAUUAAAUGUAUAUUUUAACCCCUCGAUUCGAUGACGACUUGCAGCAGAUUGAACCGUCAGUGCGGAUAUCGGUGUCUCUCCCAUGGGAUGCAGUACUACGACUGCGUCAACUGGCUGCCGAGGGCAAUCCCACUCUGCGAGCCCUGGGUAUUCUGUCCGUGCAGCCUGAAGGCGAUUCUGUGAUAACUUUAAAAGUUGGAGGACAAGAUAUUAAAGUAAAGGAUAAUUUAAGCGAUGUCGCAGGCGGUGCAAUUGAGGCGGCUGGCACGUCUUCCAACAAAGCCGCUCUCACCGUUGGCGUUACUAGUGCCAGUGGGUCGGCGCAACUAUCGGCAGUGCCCACAUUUGAUGGCCCCAGUACCAGCAAGGCAGCUUAUGUUCAGCAACAGCGACUCACGCAACUGUCGAUGCAAAACGAUGCAAUCUUAGGCCAACAACAACAGCAGCAGCGGCGAGAUGCAUUGUCGCAGCAACAGCAGCAGAAAAUAAUGGCACAGCCAACACUGCCGUUGCCGCCGCCGCAGACGCUCCCAUCGCAGUACAAUAAUAACAGUGCCGCCACGACGCCCCCCAUCUUUAAGUCGCCGAACACAGUGUGUCCCAUGGAGGGCAAGGUACCGCUGUUGCCUUCGCCUGUAGGUACGCUUAAUGUGCCAACGGAUUUUCCAUUCGAAAGUAUGCGGCAAGCACGUGUCUUGCAGGGCAGAGAAACGACGGGUACGGCGGCCACAGGCACAUCUGUCAUUGGCGGCCUUGGUCCACCACCGAUUCCUCCUCCGAAUGUUACUCUCAAGCUGUUAGGUAAUGAAACUUCGCCGAACAGCGAGGCGACUGCGGCGGCGACGGGAAUCGGUGCUGCAGUAGUCUCGAAUAAAUCUCAGUUCAUACAUCCGCCACCGCCAUAUCCUGGUCUGGGACCGAAUUCAAAUUCGAGCCUAAAUCAAGCAUCAAGCAAUAGUAGUGCUACAGCUGUCGCAGCAAGUGCGGGUACAAAGGCAACUCUAAGCUAUCAUCAUAUGCCAACAUCAUCAUCAGCCACUGCUUCGCCAACAACCACGUCAACAGGCAGUAAUAACAUUGCAAUAUCAUCACCAUUGUUAGUUAAUCUGUUGCAAAACGACGGGAAUGUGAUGACUAGUAAUCAAUUGAAAUCGCCCCAAAUGUCAGCGCCAACAACACCACAAUCACCCAUUGUCAGUAUGAGUCCUAGCGCUCAAAUGAUAAAUUCAAACUCGCCAAUGCGGUGCUCCUCGGCGACUCCAAACGAUUUCGCUAUGACACCAGCAGCAACGAUUGACAACGGGAAUGCACCGAGUAAUGCCGUUGUGCCAUCAUCCCCUACAGGAGGAGGCCCCUUGGUUAUGCGUAACAUUCAGCAUCAGCAGCAACCGCUCCUCCUCAGUCCCAAUAACACUGCGAAUAUGUAUCCAGGUGGGCCAACACAUCGCUUUCAACAAGUGGCUACCUUGCGUCACCAACAACAGCAGCAGGUUCAUCAACAACGGCAACAUCAGCUGCAGGGUAUGCAGCCGCGAUUUAUGCCUCCUCAACAACAACAUCAACAGCAGCAGUUUCUUACACAACAGCCAAAUGAUUGCUUCAGUAAUCUAAGCCUACAGCAGCCACAGCAACAGUUGAGACAACAGCAAAUUCGAGGAGGUCUGCCCCCUCCGACGCAUCAGCAACAGCAGCAACAGCGCCUUAUGAGCAUGCCAUUAUCCUCCCCACAGACGCCGCAACAGUUUAUGCCUCAUGGUCGAGCGUCGCCGAUUGCCCACUCACCUGCCUCUAGCCACCACUCGAUGCACAGUCCGUUAAUGGCUAAUCAUCAGCCUACGCAGCCAGCAAAUCUGCUGUCGCCUUCGACAGCACCCAAUAGCCCACACCCGCAGCAACUUGCGCAGCUUCAUCAUCAACAACAGCAACAGCAGCAAAAAGAGCUGUCUUCAAUCUCUAAUUUGCAAAAUCCACACCUUGUACCUGUAACGGGCGCGGGCAAUGCUCAGAUCCCUCUACCUCCGCCUCCAGAUUACAACCAGGCUGCGGCGGCGGGUAGUUCAAGAUGGCCUGCACUUAGUAAACCGAUGGACUCGGUUACUAAGAGCAGUUUCCAGGAGUUUACACGUUAUCAGUUGCAAUACAACUUGCAGCAACAGCAAAUUCAUUCAGCCAACGGCUCAACAACGCAAUCGGCAACGAAUGCAGCUGAGAUUAUAUCUGUGCCGGGAGGGCAACGGCAGCAACAACAACAACAACAACAGCACCAACAGCAACAAAUACUGUCAAUGGCAGCCCAACAACAAUUGGGGACACAGCAAGCACAACCUCAAACAAAUGUUUCGAACACUUCAAACGUUGGCCAUAGUUUGAAUGAUCCUUUGAUUUCAUUGUCCGACCUUGACGCCUUAACUACCAAUGAUUUGGAUGCUUUACUACCGACUCUAAACUGUGAUCUCGACUCAACGCUUAGCCUCGAGGAUAAAAAUGAGCUUGAAUCGUUACUGCAGGAUGCUAAGGACUUAGACUUGGAUUUGAUUGAAGACAAUUUGUCGGCAGUUGGAAUGGAUGUGGGUGAUGCACUUAGUACGUUGCAAGAAACGCCUGGCUGCAUGGUGGAACAACAACAAUCCCUCCAACAACAACAGCAUCAGCAGACGCAUCAACAAUCACACAUACUCGAAAUGCAGCCCUAUAAUCAACAACAGCAAAUCUUGCAUCAACAGCAACAACAGAGAACUCAACUAACACAAUUGCAACAACUCCAACUGCAACAACAACAACAGCAAAGACAUCAGUUACAGCGCCAGAUUCAGCUGCAGCAGCAGCAGCACCUCUCUCAUCGAGUACAACAGCAACCAAUUCAAGUGCAACAGCAACAAGUACAUCAUACUAAUGCACAAGUGGUAGUUCAAAAGAAAUUGGGGCAACAACAACCACAACGUGUUGGCGGAAAUGUGCAACAAAAGCAAUUCAUUAUUAAUCCGCACACGGGCGAUAUGGAGCCAAUGGUCAGCGAUGAUAGCGAUACGGAGGCCGAACAAGAGACAACGCAGUUACAUUUUCGGAGUAUGUCGAGCAGCAGCAGCUACGCUGGGUUUAACCCUGCUAAUGACAUGCUCCUGCCGAGCAAUCUCUUCUCCGAAGAAGAUUCAAACUCAGCAAUGUCUGGUGGUCAGCAGUUGCCGGCAGCUGUUACCAGCGAUCAGGAGCGCUCUCGUGACUCCCUUGCAUCUAAUAAAUCUGCGUCUAGCCGUUCAAGGAAAGCACCGCAGCAACUAAAACUGAAUCAUACCAAUGCACAAAGUCAGCAGAAUCAAAACCAGAAGCAUCAAAUCGCCAACUCAUGUCAUCCCAUGCAAGUGCAAACACAACAAAUUCCACAUCAACAGGUUCACUUGACCGGCAUCACCUCAGACUCGCAGCGUUCUGGAAACAGUUCUCCGAUAGUUGGAAGUGGUGCAACAAAUUCUCUCGUACCUGGUGGUAAUAACAACAAGAAGACGACGAAACAAAAUCUAUUGCGUGAGAAACUACAACAGGGUGUUAAGGAGCGCAAAACAAAGGACGCAACAGCAACGACAACUCCAAAACCAAAGCGUGAACGUGCGAAGGGCAAUGGAAAAUCUAAAACAGUGGCAACCGCUGCAGCUACAGCGAUUGCCGAUGAGAAGAUAAAGUUGCGUCUCAAGCUCGAUAAAGUCGAAAUGACGCAAGCAGCUUUUGAGCAGCAACAACAACAACAGCAGCAGCAUAUUCAACUGAAUGCCAUAGUGGAUGGUAAUCAUGUGCAACAACAACAGCAGCCAAUGCCAUUGCAAACACAUUUGCUAACGUUGCCUACUUCUCAGACGCAUCACCAAAAUGUACAACAGCAACAACAUCAGCCUCAACAACAUCAUCCAGUCUACAUCAAUGUUCAACAACAACAACAUCAGCAAACUGGACAACAACAGGCGGUUACUGUCGGAAUGAAUGAGCCUCGUGUGCCGCCGCUUCAAAUUCGUCUGCGUGGCAAAAAUUCAGUUGUAGUGAAAAAUACACGAAAAGACAGAAAGAAAGCCACAACCACAGUUGUCGAUGAAGAUCAGAAAAUGCGACAGCUGAAACGUACAUUUAGUGAUCAAGGCGGGGCACAGCAGCAACAUCAAAUACUGCUAAUGGAUGGAUCUUCAGACAACAAGCAGACUAAGCUAACACCUGCAACGCAUGUCAAUGGUUUGCCUAGCACUGCAGGAGUUCUAAUUCAGAAGACUACUCAGGCGCCUCCACCUCCGCCACCGCCUCUGCAAUCAACAACAAAUGCGAAGACUACAACAAUUGUGGCUGGCAAGAACGGUCUAACUAUCAGCGCUAUUGUUGAGGCGCACAAAACACAGGCGCAGGUCGGACAGGAUGGACAAUUGUUGACCGUGGGAUCUACAAAUUCUGGUACUACGACGACGACGACAUUACAAUUGCAGCAACAACAGCAGCUCAGCAAGAUCGCCACCUCUUUGCCAAGCAGCAUUACACUUAGCGCAAUAAGCAGCAACCCAGCCACCACCAAUAACAGCAACAGCAACAACAGCACGAGUAACAACAAUGCCAUUGCCAGUAACAACAGUCGCUUGCUUAACAACUUAAGUCUAAAGAACCCCAUCAAGACAGCAGCGACGAUUACACCCAUUUUGGGUGGCAAGCCGAUGACAAAAAACCAUAAGCCGCCGCCAUACAUAACCGCCGUGCAACAGCUGCAGCUACAGAAACAGCAGCAACAGCAGCAACAACAACUGGCGGCGGCCGUAACAAUGUUGCCCAGUGCGACGACGCUGAAGCGUGUCGAAAUAACUAAACAACAGACGUCAAACAGCAGCGUCGAUGCAGCAACUAUGAUAACUGUUAGCACAUCCUCUACAUCAGCGACCACGACAGCUACAACAACAACAUUACCGCCCAUGCUUGGCGACAGAAAGCUACCAGGAGCAGUUGCUCUUUCCAUGAACUCCACCAACCUGAUUAACAAUGGCCAUGAGCUGGGCAAUGUAGCAGCAAUAGUGUCAGCAACACAAUCCAAGCAACAUAACCACGUGAGUCAACAGCAAGCGGUGACUAUUAGUGGACCAAGCAGCACUGCGUCUCCGACACCCUCGUCUGUUUUAGUCAACACAUUACGAAAUUCGCCGGCCAGCAAUGGCACUCCUGGUCAUGGCAACAAUGGCGGCGGUGGUGAAGAUAGUGGAAUAGAGUCAAUGGAUGCGCUCUCGGAGAAAAGCCCGCACCAACAAACCUCAAGCAGCCCUAUACAGCUUCAACAGCAACAAAUUUCCAGUAAAGUGACGACGGGAGGGGCAGCGGCUGCAACGAUAAUACAAUCGACAACUGUUUGUGCUGCUAUGGAUACAACAACAACAAGCAGCUGCCAUAGUAGUAAACUUCAACAGCAACAGCAACAUGCUGAUGAUGAGAUUGAAAAAGCACUGGCCAAAAUGGAGGGAGACUUUCCCGAUGAUUUGGAGAAUAUUGUGGCCAGCGUACUCAAAGAAACGGCGGCGGCAAUCAUGGGUAGUGGUGGUUAUAACUUGUCGACAACAAUAACAUCUCAGAAUGAAAAAUUAAAUGGCGAGAAUAUUGAUAUGCUCGAAGACGAUGAUCUCAUCAAGAAAUUGACGGACAAUAUUGAUGUUUUGGACAGGAAAAUUCCUGUUACUUCUGACACGGAACCGAAAAGUGAAGCUGCAAUGAAAUCGAAAGUAGAGAAGAUCAAGCAGGAGGAACUAUCGACAACACUGCUUUCCAUUAAGAAAGAGACAACUGCAGUGGAAGAAGAAAAUAAACCAAAAGUUUGUGUUUCAACUCAAUCAGAAUCUAAAACCGAAGAGAAGUCUACAAUUGCACAUAAAAAAAAGGAGAACGAGUUCGAAAAGGAGGAGAAAGAGAAACCCCAGACUGAGUCACUACAGCCUAUAUCAAUUGAAAUACCUGCGCAGUCAGAUUCGGAGACAUCGCGUAUAAGAACACGCGCGAGCAGUCGCUUAGAAAGUCCAUUAGAUGCACUUAAAACCAGCCCAGAAACUCAGCAGCCAACGACAAUAGCAGCAACAACGGCAACAUCAACUUCGGCCACAACAACGUCGUCCACCAUUUUGGUGAGAAGCACAUCGCGGCUAUCAUCGAUUCCAAGUCCCCGCUUGAGUGGCACACCAACGCCUAUUCACAACAAUAACAAGCGGCGGCGUCAGGAGUCCGAGUGCGGCAGUAGCAAUGAUGGUACCGUCAACGAUGCUACACUCUUCGUUGAUUCGAUUAGCAGCAAUAGUAAACGUACACGAAUCAGCAAUAAUAAUAACAAUACCGAGACAACUGAGACCGCUGUUAAUCAUAUGAUAACGAAGAAGAUUGAGAUUGAGUCUUCCGACUCAGACGAACCGCUCAUUGAAGUGGCGGGCAAAGUGCGUAAUUCAAAGACACAAGUAGAGGAUAAGACCGCAACCGUAACACGAAGAAAUGUAGUGCAUCCACCACAACAACAGCAAAAAGCAAUCCACUUGAAUGCUACCCCCACUCAGAUGCAGAAGACAGUAAAAGCACAGGUUACAACUCACACAAUCAAUAGUGGAUUGCAAACGGUCAACAAUUCUACGUCGACAGCAGUAACAUCUACCACCAAUAACCAUAGCAGCACCAAUAAUAAUACAAGUAUAGUGCAUGCAACACGUGGGGCAACAGCAGCAGCUGCGACCAGUAACAACAGCAGCCACAAUUUAGCAAACAAUAAUAAUGUUGUGAAUGCCAGUUCGCCAACAGAUGAGAAGAUUGGAACGAGAAGGAGUGUGCGAGCAAGUGCGGCUGCCAACAAGAUCAUCUUUAGUCGCAGCAAUGCAGCUGCUGCUGCUGCGGCUGCAGCUGCCGCUGCCGAACCCAAAGGCACACCGGCUAAAACUGCAGGCAGCGGUUCUGGAGUGGUUGGUGUGAAUAAUUCGACAAAUGCAGCAAAUGCAAUCAUCGAAAGUGUAGCUGAAGCGCGCCGUAAAACACGUAGUGCAGUAAUUGGAGAAUCCAUGCUGACCGAGGGACGACGGAGAAGAACAUCGCGUGACUACAAGUGACCAGAGCUUUGCGCCUUGGCUAAGAGUUUGAACCAUUCGAAUGAUGCUAACGAGGAUGACUUGAUUGAGCUGAUUGACCUGGACGUUGUUGCAGAACGGUUUGAUAUCAGUACUGGUUUUCCUUUGGUCCAGGCGCAAAACUUUAACGGCGAAUUGGAGGUGAACAGCAACGGUGAUGACGACUCUGGUGAUUUAGAGGAAGAUCUCAUUGAUCUGUCUUCAGCCCUGAGUCUUAUUGAAACUACAGAUAAAAGUGGUCUUGGUUACGAGGGAAUGGAUGAUCCCGAUCCCGAUCAGAUGCGUUUGCUGACUUAUCACAACAUUAAAAGUAGUAGCUACACGGAAGCUGAUGUGAAUAUCGAUGCGGUUAGCUUGCUAAUGCCAGAACUGGGCAAUGUUGCCUCAUCUUCAGAAUGCGGAGGCAACUAUGUGGACUAUGAUGAGUUUAAUAUGUGCCUGAACAACAUACUGAGCGAUAAUAACAACGAUGAGCUCGAUGUCAAUGGCGGCAUUACGGACCCAAUUGCAAAUUCUGGUAAGCAUCAGCCGCACCAGAACCAGCACCAGCAAUGGCGAGAUGUAAGCGAUGUUAUUACCAGCAUAGUGCCAUUAAACAACAGUCUUGGGCUAAGCUUCCAGGAGUUUACUACUGAGUCAAGUGUGACCACUGAUGACCGUGCCGUCAACAGCAGCUCGUCGCAAUUGGCCUAGUGGCGUUUAAAUCUACAAUUGUUUAUAAUGUUGCUUUCUAAGGCUUUGUAAAUAGUAAUUACACACAUCUAUAUAUAUACAUGCAAAAGCUUGAAUUUUCGCUUUCGUUUGUAAUUAAAAAGAGAGAUAAACAUUUUGAAUAUUUUGUAUAGUUAGUUAUACCCAAAGGUUGCAAUAAUGUUGCAUCUUAAAGCGAGCAACAUCACACUCAUACGCCCAUCUAGUUAAUCGCGCAUGAUGAUUAUGGAUUCUUUACCUUUACCUUUACCUUUAAUUUUAGAUUUGACACUACUCACUGCUUAUUUAGCUCUACUUUUCAUCAAUUCUCCCUUGGUAAAUAAAUUUGCUAGUCAAGUGGAACAGACAAUUUGUGUAUAGCUCAAAAAAAAAAAAAAGAAAAAACAUUGAACAAAUUA